GCGACGGGCGGCGGCAUGGACUACCUGACCACGUUCACCGGGAAGAGCGGCCGGCUGCUGCGGGGUACGGCCAGCCGCCUGUGGGGGCUCGGCGGCGGCGGCGAGGCGCGGCAGGUGCGCUUCGAGGACUACCUGAGAGAACCGGCUCCGGGCGACCCGGGCUGCGGGCCCACGGAACACCGACCGCCGUCGCCCGACAGUCCCGAGGGACCCGAUACUGGCCAAAAGAAGACCUUAGACAAGAAAGAUGGAAGGAGGAUGUCCUUUCAGAAGCCUAAAGGAACUAUCGAGUACACUGUUGAAUCAAGGGAUUCUUUGAAUAGCAUAGCCCUGAAAUUUGAUACCACACCCAAUGAACUUGUUCAGUUAAAUAAGUUAUUCUCCCGAGCAGUCGUCACUGGACAGGUUCUGUAUGUUCCCGAUCCUGAGUAUGUCUCCAGUGUGGAGAGUUCCCCAUCCCUAAGCCCGGUCAGUCCUCUGUCACCAACAUCAUCCGAGGCAGAAUUUGACAAAACCACUACUCCCGAUGUAGUCCAUCCAAAAGAAGCACCUCCUUCAUCUACUGUUAGUGGGAUCCGGCCUGCAAGAGUUGUAUCUUCAACAUCUGAGGAAGAAGAAGCAUUUACUGAGAAAUUUCUUAAAAUCAAUUGCAGAUAUAUCACCAAUGGCCAGGGCACAGUCAGUGGCGUCCUGCUAGUCACACCAAAUAAUAUAAUGUUUGAUCCACAUAAAACAGACCCCUUGGUUCAAGAGAAUGGCUGUGAGGAAUACGGCAUCAUGUGCCCAAUGGAAGAGGUGAUGUCAGCCGCCAUGUACAAGGAAAUUUUGGAUAGCAAAAUAAAGGAGUCAUUGCCCGCAGAAAUAGAUCAGUUUUCAGGAAGGGGCUUUUGCCAUUCAAAGAAAAUGACAGGAGCCGGUGCUGAGGAAGUAGACUCGAGGGUCCGUGAUGCAGGGAACGACAGUGCCAGCACUGCCCCCAGGAGCACCGAGGAGUCUCUCUCGGAAGACGUGUUCACAGAGUCAGAACUCUCUCCUAUCCGCGAGGAGCUCCUCUCUUCAGAGCUGCAACAAGACAAAUCAUCGGACGCGUCAUCAGAAUCUGUGCAAACUGUCAGUCAGAUUGAAGUAGAGCCUUUGACAGCCAUGGCAGAGUCUGCUAGUAUUCCUAACGACAGUAACUCAAACACUGGACAUUCUUCCAAUAAAGCUGGGGCUUUCUCUCAUGAAACUGAUUUAAGUAGUCUCGAAAUAGCCACUAAAGAAGGAAAUAAAGCUACAGAAAAACUCCAAGGAGCCUCAGACCCUAAAGAACAGGUCCCAGAUGUAAAAGGUCGCAAUGACCAGGAUUCUUCCCAGCGUGAAAAUUCACGCCCACAAGAUGGAGGGGAAGAAAAUGUACCUUCUGGAGAAACCGUAGAACUUAAACAAAAGCAAAGUGUUCAGAAGAGUAAACGAGGGACGGAGCAGAAGCGGGACUCAGAGACAGAAGUGGAAGAGCUGCGCAAACUCUGGAAAAGUCACUCUAUGCAGCAAGCUAAGCAGCAAAGGGACACUAUUCAGCAGGUGUCACAGAAGGAAAGUAAACAGGAAAGGACACCUGCGGAGGGACAUGCAGAUGGCUCUGCACUAUUAAAGGAAAAGAGACGGCAUCGACUACAUAAAUUCUUAUGUCUCAGAGUUGGAAAACCGAUGAGGAAAACAUUUGUCUCUCAAGCAAGUGCUAUGAUGCAGCAGUAUGCACAAAGAGAUAAGAAACAUGAAUAUUGGUUUGCAGUGCCACAAGAAAGGACAGACCACUUGUAUGCCUUCUUCAUUCAGUGGAGUCCAGAGAUAUAUGCAGAAGAUACUGGUGAAUAUACCCGAGAGCCUGGGUUUAUAGUAGUCAAAAAGAUGGAAGAGCCCGAAACAAGUGAAGAUCCUACUGGUGACGCGGCAGCCAGGGAGUGGGAGGUAGUGUCAGUGGCUGAGUACCACCGCAGGAUCGACGCUCUAAACACUGAAGAACUGCGCACACUCUGCAGACGCCUCCAGAUUACUACAAGGGAAGACGUACACUCAAAGCAGGCUGCUCCAGCAAAGGCAGACCUGGAGCCUGAAUCUUUCCGACCAAACCUAAGUGACCCCAGUGACCUCUUACUGCCCGAUCAGAUUGAAAAGCUUACUAAGCAUCUUCCACCAAGAACCAUCGGCUAUCCAUGGACUCUUGUGUACGGCACUGGGAAGCACGGCACGAGUUUGAAGACCCUUUAUCGGACAAUGACAGGUUUAGACACUCCAGUGCUGAUGGUGAUUAAAGACAGUGAUGGGCAGGUGUUUGGUGCGUUGGCAUCGGAGCCAUUUAAAGUAAGUGAUGGCUUUUAUGGUACCGGAGAAACAUUUGUUUUCACAUUCUGUCCAGAAUUUGAGGUCUUUAAGUGGACAGGGGAUAAUAUGUUUUUUAUCAAAGGAGACAUGGACUCAUUAGCAUUUGGUGGUGGAGGAGGAGAAUUUGCCCUUUGGCUUGAUGGAGAUCUUUACCAUGGAAGAAGCCAUUCCUGUAAAACGUUUGGGAAUCAUACGCUUUCUAAGAAGGAAGAUUUCUUUAUCCAAGACAUUGAAAUCUGGGCUUUUGAAUAAACACAGUGCUCUCGGCCAUAGCAAGGCAUGGGCCCAAACCUGAAUGAACAAGGCACAGUUUGGAAUGUUCGAGAAGCAAUACAAUUAACAUGUCACUCGUGCUUUAAAAUCAGUCUGUCCUGCCGUUUACUAUAAUUUUGGAGUUUAUUUUUCAAAUCAUGUUUCUGUCCCACAGUUCUUUUGUUUACACAGUGGCCUGGGUUCCUGUAGUGUGACAGCUGGGUGGAGCUUUAGUCAGCACAUUG
This is a messenger RNA of Acomys russatus (golden spiny mouse), 2861 nucleotides long. RefSeq names its product oxidation resistance protein 1. Bases 16 to 2616 code for a protein of 866 amino acids. The record is from RefSeq and is a predicted model, not a curated record. Lineage: Eukaryota; Metazoa; Chordata; Mammalia; Rodentia; Muridae. Gene Ontology annotation, biological process: response to oxidative stress. Gene Ontology annotation, cellular component: nucleus. The transcript has 15 exons.